GCUCGAAUUAAAUACUAUCGAUGAUCCGGAAGAAUUAGGGCGAUGGAAUAUAUGGAUGAAUCAAACUCGUACCACUUACGAAAAUGCCAAGAAUGAGCUUUUUUCAUUAAAAAAUCAAAUAGAUAGAGAAGACUUAGAAGCAGAACUACCAUUCAGUGAAGAUUCUCAAGACAAACCGAAAUUGUUGCUUCAAAAAUUAGCCAACAAGGGUGAUGCAGUGCAAGAUUCUACCCAAAAAGCUGUUGAUAAUAUUCGUUUUUUGGUGAAUGAUGCUGAUGAGAUUGGAAAAAAUGUGGUGGAAACAAUGGAUAAUCAAUUAGCACAAAUGAAUCAAGUAGAUAAUGAAUUAACUUCUAUAAAUAAGGACACAGAAAGUGCAAGGAGUGUGGUGUCCAAAAUCGCGCGUAACACGGCUUCAGAUCCUUGCGUUAGAAUACUAUUGACACUGAUAAUUGUUUGCGUCGUGGCAACUAUUGUAUUACUUGCUACUAAAAAAUAAUUUUUAAACCCCUUACUAAAGAUGAUUUUUUUAAUUACUCUUUCAGCGAAACAAUUUCAGUCAUGUGGCUUAAUACGACUUUAGCCAUAUAUAAAAAUAAAAUCUUUGAAUAGUUAAUUUUUCUACAUAAUAAAUUACAUGUUAAUGGCAUAUUCUGUUUUAGUUUAUCGAUAAUUUUUCUUCGAAAUUUAUUAAAAUUUAAAUUUGUAUAUGUAUUAUUGAGCAUCAAGAAAAAAACUGAUAAUUUAACACUGUGCCACAUAAAUAAUGGAUUUUCGUCUUAGAGCUUAGCGAUUGUCUUGCACAUAUUUAAAAACUUUCAUGGUUGCACCUAAAGCAUUCUGAAGAAAAAAGAUGGGUUGGCCGAAAAAAGAAAGUAUCAGUAGUAUAUCCUUUGAGGAGUCGCUAGGGUUAUGUUUUUCAAAAGAAAAACUAAAUAUAAUACAAAACGCAAACCUGCUUGUAGUUGGCGCCGGAGGCAUUGGAUGUGAACUAUUAAAAAAUUUAAUCUUUUCAGGAUUCACUCAAUUUGACAUUAUUGAUUUGGAUACUGUGGAUGCAACAAAUCUUAAUAGACAAUUGCUUUUUAACAAAUCAAAUGUUGGGGAAAGUAAAGCUUAUGCAGCGCGCGAUACUCUUCUUAAACUAUGUCCAAAAAUAAAAAUUACAUCGUAUUAUAAGAAUAUUAAAGAUUCUUGUUUCGAUGUAGCUUUUUUUAAUAAAUAUGAUAUCAUUUUAAACGCUUUAGAUAACAAUGAAGCUCGUAUAUACGUUAACCGGAUUUGCAUUUCUCUAGAUAUACCCCUUGUUGAUGCGGGAUCUUCGGGUUAUAAUGGUCAAGUAACACCCGUCAUAAAAAAUACAACAAAGUGUUAUGAGUGUAAUCCCAUGCCUCGACAAAAAACAUUUCCUAUUUGUACCAUUCGUUCAACACCUCAUAAAGCUGAGCAUUGUAUCGCAUGGUCUAAAUACUUUUAUGAACUUCUUUUUGGUGAAGUUAAACAAGACAACCUUUUAUUGGACAUCGAGUCUGAUUUCUGGAAGGAUGAUAAUUCUGAAAAUAAUGCCUCGCAAAAAAAUGUUAUGGAAAUAUGCUAUAACACUUUUCAGAAAAUAUUUGAUUUAGACAUAAGGCAACAUACACACUUUAUCCAACCAAUCAAUAGUAAAAUUUUAAGACCAAUUUCGACUGUAAACAUUUUUUCAGCUGAUUUUGAAUUGAAAUCAACGUACAACUUUAUGACACAAUCUAAAGAGGAAAGCAACAGUCAGAUUCCUUGGUCCUUAGAUAAAUGUGUUUACUAUUUUGUUGAGUCCUUUUGUAAAUCCCUUCUUCAACGGCGUCAACGGAAAGCCUUUUUAGUUUUUAAUAAAGAUGAUCCGGUUUGUCUUAAUUUUAUUACUGCGGCGUCCAAUUUACGAAUGUAUAAUUUCAAUAUUCCACUUAUGAGCUGUUGGGAAAUAAAAUCAAUCGCUAAUGCUAUAAUCCCAGCGAUUGCUUCAGCUAAUGCUAUUGUUUCCGCUUUACAAGCUUCGCAAGCUAUGAAUAUUUUGUGGCUUAAGUUUGCCUCCAUUAAGCUUUCUAAAAAAACAUCUAAUUUUGAUUUAGAAAAAUUAAAUCAACAUAAUAUAAAACAUAUUUGGAUUAAACAAUUUUCCAUAGGACCGUUUCUUCUUCUACCUGAUGCAUUAGAGCCUCCUAAAUCAAAUUGUUACGUUUGCCAACUAAAAAAGUUAUUUAUUUUUCUUCAUGAUCUUCAGGCUUGGACAUUAAGACAUUUUUUAUCUAUUUUAAUUCAAAAGGAAUUACGCUACGAUAAACCAAUUGUUCAAUUUAAAGAAAAACAAAUUUGUAUUUAUGAACCAGAUAUUGAACUAGACGAUUCAGAAUUUUCAAAAAAAAUAGAUUUGUCAUUACCGUCUUGGGGUAUUGUGAAUGGUACGCGUUUAUACGUCGCGGAUCUUUUGUCGAUUCACAUGCAACUUGAAUUGGAAAUACUAGAAGAUUCUUUUAUUUAUUCUCAACUUUCAAAUGAUGAAGAGUUUAGAAGUGUUUCCGCUCCGAAUUCUAUUUUACCGCUGCAAAAAUUAUAUCGUGUUGAAUCUUGUCAGACGCAUGAGAAAGAAUGUGUCGUUGACAAAAGAUCGCGUAACGCUUUAAAUUUUCCUAUCAAUAGUCAUAGAUGCCCUCCAAAAAAACUUUGUACCCAACUCGUUUCUUCGAACAACUUCUCAGUCGAAAAAAAUUAAUGCGAAACGUUAGGUCUAAAUUAAAUUAGCGUGGUUGACAAAAAAAAAAAAAAAAAACAACGUUAUCUUUAUUUUGAAAAUGCAUGUAACUAUAACGUGAAAACUUUUAAAUUAGCAAUGCCUUUUUUCUGUCCAAACGAUAUAACAAUCAUAUAUAUUAUCUUAUACUGUACUAAAAGCUAUUCACUAACGUAUUUUUAUCACCAACUAAUUAUAUAUGGAAUUUACGUCUCAAAGUACGUUGCUUAUUUAAAUCGUCUUCUCCUUUGUAUCACAUUAUCAGAAGUAGAAAUUUUUAGUUUUACUCUACAGAAAAAUUGAACUGAAUCUCUUCACCAAAAAAAAAAAAUAUAUCCCAUGUAGUGGGUAAGGAUUAUUUUUUUUGAAGAUUAUAAAAAAAUGCAAAUGUUUUAUUUAAAACAAUUUAAAAAUAGUUUUGGUGGAAAAAAUAAAGGUUUUAUUAUUAGGUGGCUACAAAAUUUUUUGUUAUAGGCCAUUUAGGUCGACAGUGUUUCAUUCCUUCUUUCUCUACAUGAACGCAACAAGUUAAACAAGUUUCUGGAAUAUACAGGAGGUAAAAUAAUUUUCAUAAUUUCGACGUUUGGGAUAUGUAAUUCUGCUCAUAUUUUGAAUAAGAUGAGCAUAGUUAACACGGUUCCAAUAUUUUUCACACACUGUUUGUGUCAUAGGCAAGGUGAAAUUAUGUUUGUCAAUAAAAUUAUGAGAAAAUUGAAGAGAAUCUGUGGGAUUCAAGAAAAAACUUUCUCGCUGUAUAUUAAAUUGCUUAGCGGGUUCGUUAAAAUUUCUUAAAGAAAUAUGAGUGGAAUAUAAUUCAUCUUUUGAAUAAAUAUGAAUUGCUAUUCGACUUCCCCCAGGAUAUACUAACAUUUGUGGAUUCACUUUCCAUUGUGCGUUAUUAUAUUCACUCAUUGUUUUUUAAAAAGUACUAUUUUGUUCACUUAUAGGGAAAAGAUAUCUGAAUAAUUUUCUUUUUAAUAAAAAACAAUAGCACAAUGCAUAUUUUUAACGGAAAUGUUGUUAAAACAAAAAAAAAAUCUAAUUUCAAAAAAUUUUUCUUGUAU
Molecule: messenger RNA, 3831 nt
Organism: Hylaeus volcanicus
Lineage: Eukaryota; Metazoa; Arthropoda; Insecta; Hymenoptera; Colletidae
Product: SUMO-activating enzyme subunit 2-like
Exons: 15
Coding region: 854-2749 (631 amino acids)
Biological process (GO): protein sumoylation
Cellular component (GO): SUMO activating enzyme complex; cytoplasm
Molecular function (GO): SUMO activating enzyme activity
Source: RefSeq, a predicted model, not a curated record